UCUUUCGUGGCCUGGGCUAAAAAAAAUCUCAAAAUAGAAAGUACCGCCAACUGGUCGCGAUGGGAUCUAUUGGCGCGGAAAAACAUCGUCGUUCUCUUUCUCUCAUGUCCAAACACAAGACCCACUGGCGCCUUCAUCAGGUUCUGGGAUAGAAAAAAAUUCUAA
This is a messenger RNA of Serpula lacrymans var. lacrymans S7.9, 165 nucleotides long. RefSeq lists its product as uncharacterized. The transcript has a single exon. Lineage: Eukaryota; Fungi; Basidiomycota; Agaricomycetes; Boletales; Serpulaceae. The record is from RefSeq and is a predicted model, not a curated record. The annotation marks the transcript as partial.